GUGCCGUCGCGUACCUUGUAUUGGUUCUUGAUGCCAUCGGGCAAUGCUGGCACGUCUUGCCAUCGUAUUGUGAUGUUAUGACGUCGCGUCUUGCCAUCGUAGAGUCGCAUCGUGCCGUCGCGUUGCGUUAGGCCGUUGCAUCCCGCUGCAGUCGUACUGUUACGUCCUGAAAUGGUAUGGAACUUAACUUAGGACGCCCCUUAUUUCCACCAGUAAACAGGCAACUGCACGACGCAACAGGUCCACGGCACGCUUUGUGGGUUUGUCACACUGAGGAGAGUGUAGCAGCUGAUAACAACGUACUCAGCGAGUUAAUCUCCCUGGAUUCUGGGAAAGGAAGGCAACUUCUCAUUGAGGCCAGAAUUCGUCAGGGCAUCUUGAUGGAAGUAUUUGAUUUUCAAGCGCACUGUUCUCAUUGUGGUGUACAAAGCUUGGCACUUUUAUUAGCUGCUUCCGAGUGUGGCAAAGCCCGGCCACGUAAGGAGGAGAUCGAGAAGGACAUCAANGAGAAAGUACCAAGGCCUUGCAAUUUUCUCCUAUCCAGAAACUCGGCAGGUCAUCACGGAAGAUGUAAUCCCGACACGGGGCGUGACGCUGGAAGAUGUGAGCCAGAUACUGCGCAAUCAUGGUCAUCGGACACUGUUUACUUCGGCCAGCAUUCCUCCACGGAUGAGUUCCGUCGGAUCGCCCUGGAGGCCCUACGGCAUGAGGAUUCCAGCGUUGGCAUUAUCGUGAACUAUCAACGGUACCUGUUAGGCCAAACUCCUCAGAGAACCAAGUAUGGUCAUCACAGCCCCUUGUGUGCCUACCACGACGGUACUGACCGCUUCCUUGUACUUGAUACCAAUAUCACACGGCCAAGACUUUGGUUGAAAGCCCAAGAUCUGUUUGAGGCAAUGCUGGAUCUUGAUAAUGCAACAGGAAAGUCGCGUGGAUUCGUUGUUAUGAAUGGCAAUGUGCAAGCAUAAUUUUUGAAACACAGGGUAUAAGUUUUUAUUGUAAAUUUUCAUCACUUACAGGCUUAGCCUUACCUCGUAGGUAUGGCACCUUUCGAAACUUUUUAUGAAAGCCCUGUAGUGUCAUCAAGUGUAUGAUUAUUUUCAAAAAGUGAAGCAUGUUUUUUCGAAGUCUGUUUAUAGCAGAUGUAAUUUUCCAACUUUGUAUUAACAUGAUAUGUUUUAUCCAAUGUUCGUUUGUUCGAGACAUACAUUCUCCAGUUUGUUCUAAUGAGAUCUACUGUAUAUUUAGAAGCAAUGUUCUUUUUUGGAAACAAAUAGUUUUCACAAGAUAUGUUUUUCAAGUUAAUUUUUCGGAGAUGUAUUUUUUAAAGUUUGUUUAAUGACAUAUUUUUGGAAGUUGGUUUUGUUGGAAAUAAAUUCAAACUUGAAAAUCAUACAUCUCUUAAAAAUUAACUCUUGAAAAUCUAUAUCAUUAACCUCAUAUUUUAUAACGUCAUAUGAAAAGUACUUCAGACUGAACCAAUAUGUGAUACAGAUCAUAAUGGAUUCCUUCCGGAUGCAAGUGCAACUUUGCAGAUAUAUUGAAACAUUUGUUAUCUAACAGUAACAGUUCGUUUUUUUAUUCGCCUCUGUUUUUAAGAAGAAAAAAAUUACUGUGUGAACGUCAAUUCUUUUAUCCCCUUUAACCUUUUUACUUUUAAGCACUUUAUAUAGUGGCAUGGCACGUCAUUUAUAUUUUGUUCUGAUAAUUGCAUUAAUUUUGUAAUUGUUAACCCAUAAUGCCCUUAUAGGGCAUGGCAGUUCGAAAUUUACAUUUAGUCUUCAUAUUUGUAUUAAUUAACCCUUUCUUUCCACUUUUUUUUAAUGCACUUGUUCUUUCAAUUAUUCAUUAUUAGGCCUAUUAUUAAUGAUUACUGGUAAUGAUACCAAGGAUUCCUCAACUCAGCGCCGAAGGCGCUGUAGCUUGCAAGCCCAACGAAACCCGUGGAGAGGAGACGGUGAGAAGCAGUUCCAGUUUUAGAGGUGGGGGAAACCCAUAAAGUCCAUAAAAUCAGCUAGGGACUGAAAACCCAAUCCACAUGUGUACUGAGCUGGAAAUCGAACGCAGAUCGCAAAGGUGGGAGACGAGGACAGAACCACUACGCUAACCUGACUUUCCAAGCAUGAAGUGAUCAAAUAAUUCAAUUACGUUUAUACUUUUAUAAGAAUCUUACUUUAACCUGCGUUUCGUCGCAUUUUGGAUUUUUUUCACGUGAGGUGUCUUUUGUUCCUAGUUUACUUCAGACGCACCGUGCCAUUAAUUGUUCACUGAAUAAACAACUGUCCCAUAGAGAUUAUGCCGGACAUAGCUAGCAGAAAAGGGCACCCCGUAGUGUAAAGCGACUGAGAUGUGCAAAUUAGGCCUCAAAAAUGGCAUUUUUGUCCUUGCAGUAGACUGUAGACCUUAAUUAACUUGCCCGAGUCUACAAAUCUUAGCAAUGAUCGCUACUUGGGCAGCCAAAGUUUGCUGGUUCAACCAGUGAUUGGACAUAACUUGGACCGGUAUAUAGCACAGAAAGAUCUUUUUGUUUAAGAGAAAUAAAAAUUGUAAAAUUUCAUAUGUGCACUAUACAUUCAACAGAGGUUAUGGGUGUUGAGAAGAAAAAGGGGACACGAAAAAGGAGGAAAAGGGAUGUAUGAAAAUUUAUACUCUACACGAAAAUUAGUCGGAAGUAUACAAUUAGGCCAGGUUAAAUGCUGGAAAUUGGCUAUGGACAUUUGAAAAGGGGGGCGGAGACACCAUUUGACACUAUGGGGACAAUGUUCAAGAUAUUGAGAUAGGCCUAGAUCUGUAACAUGUAUGACAUUCGUGCAGAAUCUAAUAUCAGAGUGCCAGAUUUGUUGCUUUUUUAUUGCUUUCCCUUUUUGAGUGACAUUGAAUGCAUUUUUGUUGUUGGGAAGGCCGGAAAAUUCUUCAUGAUCCAUUUUAAGUUUUGCUUACCACAAAGAAGUGAGGGCAGUGAUUUAAUAGCCCAUCCCCUCGAAAAAGUGGGGGUAUCGUCACCUAACGUGGCGCACCGUCGACGUUCACUUGACUUUUCUCUCACAUCGUUGCCAAACCUCUUGAAAACGUAAACCUCAUUUGGUUAACAUCUGUGAACCUUGUCGGUGUCUGGAAAUUGGGCUCAAAUUCAGCUGAGAGUUCCCUAACGUGGCACACUUGAAAAAAAAUCCCACAUGAACAUUUUUAAAAAAUCCUUUGAAGAUGAUAAAUUCUUGUAAAGCAUCAUAGAAUGAGGAACAUAAAAACGACAUUUAUAAAUAAGAAUAUUAGGAGUUUGAUGAAUUUUCAAGAUGUAUUUUUCCAGCCCAUGCUAGUUUUGUUGACAGAUUCUGAGGAAAAAUAUCAGGCAAAUGUCAGGAAAGUCCUACCUGAAUUUAAUAAAAGCCCAGAUUUGGGUAUGAAGACCUAAAAAUGAAGACGAAGGACCUUCCUUGGCCCACGGACUGCGGCAAAUACACCAGCUUCUCUCAUUGACAUUUUUACAAAUGCACUACCUUAAACCAAAUUCUGUCAUUAUAGUCAUCGAAUUAUUGAACCACUUCCCAAUAUUUACCUCGUACCCACUUAAAGUAAACCAUGGUGCUCCUCAGUGUACCCCAUCUCGAGAUUACUCAUGACUGAAAAAUUUAGCGAAAUUCAAAGAGGAUCUUUCCUCUCAGGAUUGGACCCCGUUUUAAAUGCUGGAGAUGUCGAUUUAGCUUUUGAUAAUUUUAUGGAUUUUUUAAAGAGAGCUUGGAUAAGUGUGUUCCUAUUAUGCAACCUAAACAUAAAUCAAAAGAAAUUAAUUCCAAAAUGUCCUCGGGUCACAAUUAGUUUGUGCAAGUCGAUUUCCCAUAAGAAUAAGCUAUAUCGUAGAUACGUCAAUAAUCCUGCCAAUUCCAAUCGUUCAGAUUAUGUACGCUUCAAAAAUAAAAUUACCAAUGUUCUUCGUAAUUGUACGCAAGAUUACUUUAGUACCGGUACGCAGUUUUGAGAUUGUUAAGGGUAAUGUCAAAAGUAUAUGGAAAAUAAUUAAAACAAAAAUUAACACUGUUGAUGUUGAUGGUACAUAUGUUACCAACUUGCAGUUUAUUGCUGAUCAUUUCAAUAAUUAUUUUACCAAUAUUGGUAGAAAGCUUACUAGUACAUCUAUCCCCACGUGAAAUUCAAAUUUUAGUAACUACUCGUUGAACCCAAUUUCUCAGUCUAUUUUCUUUUCUCCUGUUACAGAAGAAGUGGUUAUUGACAUUAAAUAAAAAAAC
Messenger RNA from Acanthaster planci (crown-of-thorns starfish), 4244 nucleotides. RefSeq lists its product as uncharacterized. Lineage: Eukaryota; Metazoa; Echinodermata; Asteroidea; Valvatida; Acanthasteridae. Gene Ontology annotation, biological process: response to metal ion; phytochelatin biosynthetic process. Gene Ontology annotation, molecular function: glutathione gamma-glutamylcysteinyltransferase activity; metal ion binding. The record is from RefSeq and is a predicted model, not a curated record.